This is a messenger RNA of Cheilinus undulatus (humphead wrasse), 563 nucleotides long. Its product is annotated as transcription and mRNA export factor ENY2-2-like. The coding region runs from base 80 to 370 and encodes 96 amino acids. The transcript has 5 exons. Lineage: Eukaryota; Metazoa; Chordata; Actinopteri; Labriformes; Labridae. Gene Ontology annotation, molecular function: transcription coactivator activity; chromatin binding. Gene Ontology annotation, cellular component: nuclear pore; SAGA complex; DUBm complex. The record is from RefSeq and is a predicted model, not a curated record. Gene Ontology annotation, biological process: regulation of transcription by RNA polymerase II; poly(A)+ mRNA export from nucleus; positive regulation of DNA-templated transcription.
UUGAGCUUCAGUGUUUUAGCCGGUACGCUCUUGUGAAUGGACUGUAUGUUCCCCAGCUGAUCCAUCUCGAUAAAAGAUCAUGAGCAAAGACUCGCAGAUGAGGGCUGCAAUAAACCAAAAGCUGAUAGAAAUGGGGGAACGGGAGCGGUUGAAAGAAUUACUCAGAGCCAAGCUGGUGGAGUGUGGGUGGAAGGAUCAGCUGAAAGCACACUGCAAAGAUGUGAUCAAAGAAAAGGGUCUGGAGCAUGUCACGGUAGAGGAUCUGGUCACAGAGGUUACACCAAAAGGAAGAGCGCUUGUACCAGACAGUGUGAAGAAAGAGCUCCUGCAGAGAAUCAGAGCUUUUCUAGCUCAACAUGCAACUUUGUGAAUGAGCCAAUUCACUGUCUAGACAUUUUUUUACUCUCCAUACAUCCACAAUUACAACCCCAGCUGAUGUUCGUUCUCAUUGUGAGCAAUGCUGAAGUGUUAUUUUUUAUUUUGUAUUGUGUGUUUUCAUAUUGAUUUUAGUUUGUUAUGCUGCAGUUUUGGAAAGAAAAAUAAAGUCAUGCCUAUUUUGGUCA